Molecule: messenger RNA, 2205 nt
Organism: Cordyceps militaris CM01
Lineage: Eukaryota; Fungi; Ascomycota; Sordariomycetes; Hypocreales; Cordycipitaceae
Product: protein kinase
Exons: 3
Coding region: 1-2205 (734 amino acids)
Biological process (GO): protein phosphorylation
Molecular function (GO): ATP binding; protein kinase activity
Source: RefSeq, a predicted model, not a curated record
AUGUCCCUGAUUCCAUACCACCCUCGCGAGGGUCGUGAAAUCGUUCUCCGCCAUCGCAACACCGUCGUCGUCCGAGAUCCCGACUCCCAGCGCCUCGAGAUUCGCCGCCAGGCAUGUCCGACCUGCCACCAGCUGCUGCCGCAGACCUCGGCCCCUGCGACCAAUCACGGCUACGAGCGGCCGUACGAGGACGCUGGCGACUCCUUUGUCGACCCGGAAUACUUUCGCAUGCUGCGCCGGGGCAACUACAACUUCCUCUCCGCAGCCGGACGCGCCUCCCAGAGUCCGGUGCGGUCGCUGCCGCGACCCGGCUACGACAGCACCGGCCCCGGCGGAUUUCGAUCACCAGAGGUCAUAGACGACGAGGACGAGGACCUUCGCCCUGAGCCGUCGUCGCGACGGAGGGGCAGUCGGAUCCGCCGCGAGGCCUUUAGCCCCAAUUAUUUCAAGAGUUUCUUCACAGAGGAGAGUGUCCUGGGGAGAGGCGGCAAGGGCGUCGUCCUGCUCGUACGUCACGAAAUUAACGGAGUCAGUCUUGGUCACUUUGCGUGUAAGCGAGUGCCCGUCGGCGACGAUGGUGAAUGGCUGGAAAAGGCCCUGGUCGAGGUUGAGCUGCUGGCAAAACUCUCGCAUCCGAACCUGGUUUCGUUCCGCCAUGUCUGGCUGGAGGAUGUACGUCUGAGCCUGUUUAGCCCGCCUGUCGCGUGUGCAUAUAUUUUGCAGCAAUACUGCAACGGUGGCGACUUGCAGUAUCAUGUUGUCGGAGAGGCGCCGACGCAGGCCACCAAGGAGGAGCUCAAAGCCCGGAUGCGUCGCCGGUCCAAGGGCCAGCCCGAACCGCCCAAAAACCUGACUGGGAGCAAGUCGCAGCUCCCGUUUGAGGAAAUCUACUCGCUCUUUAGAGACGUCACGUCUGGCGUCGCCUAUCUUCACGCUGCCAAUUACAUCCACCGCGACCUGAAACCCAGCAAUUGUCUACUACACCAGGAGAACUCAACCGUUCGAUGCUUGAUCAGUGACUUUGGCGAGGUGCAGAUGGAGAAUGCCGCCAGAAACUCGACUGGCUCUACGGGUACCAUUUCGUAUUGCGCCCCAGAGGUUCUCAAGAUGGACCCCGUGACUGGCCGCUUUGGCAACUUUACCACUAAGUCGGACAUGUUUUCGCUGGGCAUGAUUUUGUACUUUAUGUGCUUUGGCAGGCUGCCGUACCGCAGUGCCAAUGCUAUCCAGGAGGAGUUAGAGGACGUGGAGCUGCUGCGCGCCGAAAUUACAGACUGGAAGGGCUUUAAGGAGGAGCGUCGUGAAAGGCCCGACUUGCCCCUCAAGCUGUACGCCUUACUCAAAAAGCUACUGUCGCUUGACCCCGCGGAAAGACCGAGCGCAAAUGAGGUGCUACACGCGAUGAAGAGUGAUAGCAACUUUGACACCCUGGGGCGUCCGGAUCGGGCCAACCCGGUGCUGGGGCCAAUACGCUCCAACCGAGUGCAGAGUCUUGACUCCCCAGCCGGGCCGGGUACUCCAAUACCAGAUGCGGAACAAAACACCAACCGAGGCUCUAGGCUGAAUCAGGGUUUAGAAACCUGGGUGGCCUCGGAGAAUCCAGCAACGGAUGCGGUGUCCGGCCUCGUUGAUGGCCAGGUGAUUGAACAAUCCCUCACAGUGUCUCAUCGAGACGGAAAUGGCUACGAUGAUGGAUCUACAACGCCGACUACCAGGAACGCCUAUGCUCCCUCGCAACGGCGCUUGUCCCAGGACCGCCUCCGCCAGCAGCGCACGCCGACCACGCCGCUGCUGCUGCCGCCGCCACGCAGUCGUUUGGGGGAGAUUGAGCACCGCGUCUCAGUCGCGCUCUACUACGGGGGCCGGGCCUUGGGCGUCGAGACGCAGUCGCUCGUGUACGCCUACCAGCUGGUCGUCUUCAUCGCCAAGGCGGCGACGCUCGCACGGCCCUGCUGGCCGUACGUGGCGAGCCUCCAGGUCGGCGCGCCGCUCCUUGUUGUCGCCACGCUCGAGCUGCUCUUUGCUUCGUCGCCCGUGAGCCACAGCAGCCGACCGCGCGACCGGCACUACCACAUUGGCGGGCUUUUUCAGGCCCGUGGCAUGGGCGUCGUGCUCCUCGCGUUUCACUUUGGCACAUUGUGGCUGGCGAGCCGCUGGGAUGUUCUCUGCAUCAAUGGCCAGCGUCAGGAAUGGGCCGAUUGGUAG